Molecule: messenger RNA, 1234 nt
Organism: Papaver somniferum (opium poppy)
Lineage: Eukaryota; Viridiplantae; Streptophyta; Magnoliopsida; Ranunculales; Papaveraceae
Product: probable glutathione S-transferase
Exons: 3
Coding region: 439-1119 (226 amino acids)
Biological process (GO): glutathione metabolic process
Cellular component (GO): cytoplasm
Molecular function (GO): glutathione transferase activity
Source: RefSeq, a predicted model, not a curated record
GCAACCGUUUCUUUUCCUUCAAAAUGUGCUUCAAGAGGUAAACUUUAAUCUUUAAUUUGCAAAACACAGGCAGCAGCAGCACCACACUGUUUCCUGCUCAGUGAGACAAAUCCACAGAACAUCUGUUACAGACAAUUUAUAUUGCAGACACUUAGUUUCAUCAUCUGAGAUCAGGGAUCCAAUAAAACAUAUUCCUGGUGGUCAGCAGUUGCGAAAACUUGUAUAUGAAGAUAGAACAUAAAAAACUCUAUCCUAUAUGCAAAGGUUAGGUCAGGGAUGACAUCAGAGCUCCAUUUAAUAUUCAACAUUGGACAUUGACAUUCACUAAUCAACCUAUGGUGAUUAUUAUUAUAUCAAAGUAGAAACGUAUUUCCAACUUCUCAAGAUCAAGGUAUUAUAAAUCAUGAAACCACUCGUCUGACCAUUAACAGCAACAAAAUGGGAGAAGAAUCAUCAGUGAAGCUGUUUGGGGUUUGGUCCAGUCCUUUCACUUACAGAGUAAUUUGGGCUCUAGAAUUAAAAGGUAUCAAAUAUGAUUUCAAUAAUGAAGAUCUGAGAAACAAGAGUGAAAUGCUAUCAAAGUACAAUCCAGUUCAUAAAAAGACACCAGUUUUGGUCCAUGGAGGAAAACCCAUUUCAGAGUCCUCGAUUAUCGUCGAAUACAUCGAUGAAACGUGGCCGGAGAGUUACCCACUGCUACCCAAGGAUCCAUAUGAGAAAUUUGUUGCCAGGUUUUGGACUAAAUUCAUAGAUGAUAAGUGUAUAAGCAUCGAGACAUGGCUUCUAACAACAGGUGAACAACAAGAGGUAGCCCAAAGUGAAAUUUCAGAAAUGCUAAAAACUAUCGAAGAAGAAAGUGGUCUUGGCAAAAAGAAGUUUCACGGAGGUGAUACGGUUGGACUGGCAGAUUUGGCAAUUGCACCCAUGGCUUACUGGUUGGAAGCAAUAGAAGAAGUAGUAGGAGGGAAAAUACUUGAAGCACAUAAGUUUCCUAAAUUUCAUGAAUGGACUGAAAGCAUUAAACAAGUUCUUGUGAUCAAAGAGAACCUCACAAAGUAUACUGAUUUGUUGGAUUAUAUCAAAGGCUUAAGGGUAAAGUACACAACAGCGUCUUCGUGAUAAUUUUCAUGAGAAAAAACAGUUUAUGUGGUUAAUAUCCUCAUCAUUUUCUUAAAAUCUCUAGUCUCUAGUCUUUUUUACCGCGGGUCUGAAUAAAUAAUCUUGUAUUUAUUUC